This is a messenger RNA of Patella vulgata (common limpet), 3326 nucleotides long. Its product is annotated as cAMP and cAMP-inhibited cGMP 3',5'-cyclic phosphodiesterase 10A. The record is from RefSeq and is a predicted model, not a curated record. Gene Ontology annotation, biological process: signal transduction; negative regulation of receptor guanylyl cyclase signaling pathway. The transcript has 24 exons. Gene Ontology annotation, molecular function: 3',5'-cGMP-stimulated cyclic-nucleotide phosphodiesterase activity; protein binding. The coding region runs from base 1350 to 3227 and encodes 625 amino acids. Lineage: Eukaryota; Metazoa; Mollusca; Gastropoda; Patellidae.
ACGCUUUCGUGUUGAUAUUUUGUCACAGAUGUGACUGAUCAUGUUGAUCUGGAGAUGUUUCAUUUAUUUAUGACAUUCUUUCCUUUUAAGCUCAUAUUAUAAACUUCUUAAUUUGUGAAAAUGUCAAGUGGAAAAAAGAUGUUAGCUGGGCGAAAAAUGGCACCAUUUCCAGGGUCGGUAUCGCUAGAGAAGAUGAAGGCUGACGUCAGUUACAUGAAUGGAGAUAUGGUAAAGAAAUUUUUGAUGAAAAAUCCGGCUGUUCUUGAACAAUUUCUGAUAGAAGAGAUACCUACUGACAAACUCAAGGAAAUUCUGAACAGAAAAAUAGAAAAAGAUGCUGGAACAAAGGCUUUAAGCUGGUGCACAAGUCCAAAAGCUAUGCCUAUUGUGGAUAAAAGGUAUAAAGGUGAUAAUAUUCAGCUCAUAGUUGAGAAGUACCUGAAUGAAUUCUCAAAACUAACAUGUCCUUUUACUCUGUUGAGACAAGCUGUUCAGACUGUCGCAAAUGUAUUGGGUGCUGAUGGUUUUACCCUGUAUGUUCCAACCCACAAUGAUAAGGUAAGAAGAGAAAUUUAGUAUAUAUGAAUGCAGGAGGCGAAAUAUAAUAUCUUUUUGUUUAGUUGGGUUUCCCCAUUUUAGAAUUAAUUUCUGCAAAUUGGUGUCUUAUUGUAUGAGACUUGGGUGAAAAUUCCACCUACAAUUAGAAAGCUGAAGCAGUUAAUAAGCAGCUACAUGUAGAUCACUCUAGCCUCAUAUUUUGUAAUAUGCGAUAAAAUAUACCUAAUCAUUGAAAUUAAUAGCCAUGAUUAGUUAACAGAUAAGAAUUUGUUUCUUAAAGAUACAUUAUGGGAGAUUAGAUAAAGAGCUGGUAGUUCUCACUAUAAUAGUUAAAAACUAGAUAAUGUAAAGGGAAUUUGCUGAAAAUUUCAGUCAAAUUGAUCCACUCUGAACCAAGAUUUUAGCAAUUGGAUUUUCUGCCUAGCCUCGAUUAUCAUUACAAAAGUCGUUAUGAUAAAAUACAUAGUCUCGAUUAUCCAUUUCAUGAUUAAAUCAUGAAUGGAAGUUGAACAGCAAAUCAGAACCUAAUCCAAUAAACAUUGCAGGCUAGCGAUGACAUCGAGAGUUGAUUAUGGUCUGGAUAAGUUAAUUAAUUUCUAAUUAAUAAUUUAGAUAACAUUUCAGGCCUAAAGAAAGACCUGCACUAGGCAGAUUUAGCUCGUGCAUAAUGUAUGUUUAAAUGAAGACUGCAUUUAUUCAGCUUUCAUAAAUUGCAGCAGUUCAGUUAACUGUCUGAAUCCAUAAGCUUAUAUAACACAGAAACAACACCAUAUGGACCAAUAGGAUACUGUAUGACAGUAGCAGCACAUGCAGCUCUUGAAAAAAAGAGUUUACUUAUUAAAAAUAUUGUACAGGAUACCCGUUUUCCUAAAGGAAUCAAGCCUGGUAAUGAAAUCUACACUGUGAUAUGUAUCCCAUUGGUUCUACCUCAAGGAGAUCUUAUUGCUAUUGGUGAAAUCUAUAGAGAUGGUUUCAAGGAUCCAUAUAAUGAAAAUGACUUUCAGAUUGCCAAUGCCAUGUUAACCUGGAACUUGUGUUCUCUUCAUCUUAGUCAGAUGAACAAGUGUCUGGAGACACAGCAAGAAAUGAAUGAUUUCCUUUUAGAGACAACAAAGAUAUUGUUUGAUGAUGUUAUCAGUAUUGAUACACUAUUACAGAAUAUUAUGUUUCAUACUAAGGAUUUAGUAAGUGCUGAGCGUUGUGCUUUGUUUCUUAUUGAUCAUGAUAAAAAACAAUUGUUAGCUGAUUUUUUUGAUGAAGGCACCAUUGAAGAUGGUAAACAAGUUUUUACAAAGACACAACUAAGGAUUCCCUAUGAUGAAGGAAUAGUUAGUUUGGUUGCUAAGACAGGAGUUGUUGUUAAUGUCACUGAUGCCCAAAAAGAUGAUAGAUUUACUAGGAAUGUAGAUAAAGAAACUGGUUAUAAAACUAGAAAUAUACUUUGUAUGCCAAUUAUUGGUAAAAAUAAGGUUAUUGGUGUAGUAGAAUUAAUCAACAGUUUGGCUUUUGAUCAUUUUACUAAAGCAGAUGAAAAUGCAUUCAAAAUGUUUGCUGUUUAUUGUGCACUGGCUCUUCAUUACUCAAAGUUAUAUACUUUAUUACAAUCUUCGCAAGAUCAAUAUAAAGUGGCUAUGGAAGUUCUGCAUUAUCAUAUUCUAGCCAGUGAAGAAGAAAUUGAAGAAGUUAUAAAACACCCAUUACCUACUAUAGAACAAAUACCCAAGGAACUUCACAUGUUUGAUUUCUACGGAGGACCGUACAUGGAUUUGUUACCAAAAUUCUUUCUUCAUAUCAUAGAAGAUCUGUUUGGAUUUUCAAUGUUUGAUGUAAACAAACUGGUGCAUUUUAUAUUGACAGUAAGAAAGAAUUAUAGACAUGUUAUGUAUCAUAACUGGAAACAUGGCUUUCAUGUAGCUCACUCACUCUAUAUGAUGGUUAAAACAUCUAAUGGACUAUUUACUACAAAUGAGGCUAUGGCCUUAGUGUUAGCGGGUAUAUGUCAUGAUCUGGAUCAUAGAGGAUUUAAUAAUGCCUAUUUCCAAAAACUUCAUCUUCCUUUAGCUGCUUUAUAUUCCACAUCAGUGAUGGAACAACAUCAUUAUAAACAAACAGUCAUGAUUCUACAGAGUAAAGAUCAUGAUAUUUUGUCGUUUUUGAGAGCUGAUGAAUAUAAAGAGAUGUUAGAGAGAAUACAACAGUUUAUAAUAGCUACAGAUUUAGCACUGUAUUUCUCAAACCAGAAAGAACUAGCAGGUUUAAUUGAAGCAGAGACAUUUGAUAUCACAGUCCCAGAAAUGAGAUCCCAACUGUUGUCAUUAAUGAUGACAGGGGCUGAUUUAUGUGCUGUGUCUAAACCAUGGAAAACUCAACACGAAACUGCUGCUGAAAUUUAUGAAGAGUUUUAUUGUCAGGGUGACGCGGAGAAGAAACAAGGAUUAGUUCCUAUUCCUAUGAUGGAUAGAGAUAAAAAAGAUGAAAUACCUCAACAACAAGUUGGAUUUAUAAGAUUUAUUUGUGUACCAUUAUAUACAACACUCAGUCACAUAUUACCUGCUACAUCAUGUCUACUGGAAGGGGCAUUGUCUAACGCUGAAAGUUGGCAAGAACUGGCAGAUAAAACAAAAGAAGAGAAGGCUGCUCUUGAUCCAGAUGAAGAAAGUGAGAAGUAGAUAUUAUGGAGCUUUUUAAGUUAAUACAUAUUUUUACUAUUACACUGUGAUAUUUAGUUGUGAUAUUAAAUUUUAUCUUCAAUAAAUUGUUUUUACAAA